AUGAAUUUGAAAAUUUCUUUAAAGCUACUUAUUGGUUUGGUCUACAGCACUCAAUUUACAUUUCAAAAGUUAACAAGCCUAUCCUUUCAACAACCAAUUUUACAGAAGAUCAAGAAUCCAAGAUUUACAACAACAAUAAAGCAAAUUCCGACAGUAAACCAAAAUUUGUACCAAUCAGCUAUAAUAUUCGCAGAUAAUGUCAUACAAGCUAAAGAGAUAAACUCAAACUUAAUGCUUAGUAAUGACUAUGCAAAGCAUCUAAUAUUCAUAAUAGUUUUCAUGAAUGGAGACAUAAAAUCAUCACCAUUUACAGACUUUGGUUACUUAAGCGUCAAAUCAAGUGCUUUAAGCUUAUACAACUAUUAUCUUUUCCCUAAAAAUGACACCUACGUGCUGAUCACUAUGAACUGGUUUUCAAAAUCUUUAUGCAAUGAUCUACAAAUGACAAUGAUUGGGAAGUUCUCAAAGAUUGAGAAAAAAUGGAUGACUGAACUAAAAUAUCAAAGGAAGUUUAUGAAUUUUUGGAACUGCAUGAUCACAUUGCAAACAGAUUUUGAUGAUAUUGUUGGAGUGAACUUAUAUUAUGGAACCGUUACUGGACUUGUGCCUGAAUUUCUGCGCAUAAUGGGAGAUCGUGGUAAUUUCAUUCCAAAUUAUCAAGUUCAAUACCGUGAUGAUAUUUUGGAUGAAAGCACUGGCAAGAUAUUUAAGUCUAAUAUUUAUAUGAGACUUGGCGUCUAUUCGAAAUUUACAAUGGGAAAAGUUCAUUUUGGAUCGGUUUUUAUUCCAUCGAAUUAUCCUUUCUUUGUUACACCCGGUGAGCUGUAUACUUCCUAUGAAAAGUUGUUCCUGCCAUUUGAUGACACAACUUGGCUGUUUAUAUUAAUAACAUUCACAGUUGCAUUUGUUGUGAUUGUUGUCGUUUAUUUCCUUCCAAAAUGGACACAGACACUUUUCUAUGGAUCAAGCAAACAAAGUGCAGCAUUAAAUAUUGUACAAAUCUUUUUUGGAAUCUCACAAUCGCAAGUUCCAGUUGAAAAUGCCCCGAGAAUAAUUUUGAUCUUCUUUGUAUUCUUCUGUCUUGUGAUUCGAACUGCAUAUCAAGGAAUUUCUUAUGAUUUCCUCACUACAGAAAUGAGGAAGAAGCCAAUCGAUAGCAUUGAGAAGCUUGUCAGUCAAAAUUUUACAAUUGUAACAAUGGAAAGUGCAGGAUAUGCAUUUGACGAAAAUCGCAUAAAGUGGAUACCAGACCUGCAAAUCACAGACUUUUAUAGAAACAACAUCAAAAAUGCAUCAGCCAAUCUUGCCUUCUUCAUGCAAGAUACAUUUUUUGAAGUUGUUCAUUCAACAACAAAUGGAAUUCAAGGAAUUUGUCUCAAACAGAAGUUAUUUUCAUAUCCAAUUGGAUUUGGCACCUUUAAAAAUCAUUUCAUGAAUGAACUUAUUGAACACACAUUGCAGCUUAUGAUACCUGCUGGAGUUCCUCAAUAUCUCUUUGAACAUCAUUUAUGGCUGAAGUUUGGAAAAGUUUAUGUAAACAGGAAAGUUGGACCUAAAGUUCUUUCCAUAGAUGAUCUUUCAUUUGGAUUUGUUUUGUGGGCUAUUGCGUGUGGACUGUCAGGAAUUGUGUUUUGUGUUGAACUUUUUGGACCUCGGUUAAGGAUUUUAGUCAAUAAGUUCACUGCAAGUCUAGCAUUACAACAGGCCAUCAAUUUAAACAUCAAGAAUCCAAAAUUCAAAAAUUUAAUCAAACAAAUUCCGAAUGUAAAACAGAAUCUCUACCAAUCAGCAAUCAUAUUCGAAGAUGAUAUUGCAGAUCUUGAUGAAAUGUGUGAAAAUUUGGUUCUAGCAAAUCAUUAUCAAAAGCCUUUAAUAUUCAUAAUAGUUUUUAUGAAUGCAGUUGAGAAAAAUAUUCAAUUACAAAGUGGACCUAAUUAUUUGAAUCAAGAUUCCUCACCAAUUCAUCUUUAUAGCUACUUAAUAUUUUAUGAUAUUUCUGAUAUUGACCUUGUUAGUUUGGAAUGGUUUUCAAAGUCAACCUGCAAUCAGCUACAUCUCACUAUAGUCAAUAGCUUCAUCAUAAAAGAAUAUCAAUGGACCAAGACAUUAAAAUAUCAAAGAAAGUUUAUAAAUCUUUGGAAUUGCAUGAUUACAUUAAAUGCAGAUCUUUCGGACCAUUUGAGUAUGAAUGUAUACAAUGAAAAAGUGACUGGACUUGUGCCUCAAUUUAUGCGAUUAAUGGCAGUUUUUGGAAAUUUCACUUUAAAUUUUCAAAUUAAAAAUCCUAAUGGAGUGCUUGAUGUAAGAUCUCGUAGGAUCAUUGACCCAACCAUUUAUAUGAGAUUAGGGAUUUACUCAAAAUUUACAUCUGGAAAAGUCCAUUUCGGAUCAACAUUCAUUCCAUCCGAACAUUCUUUCUAUGUUACACCUGGCGAGCUAUAUACUUCAUAUGAAAAGCUGUUCCUUCCAUUUGAUCAUGCAACUUGGCUGUUCAUCCUCAUCACAUUUUCAACAACAUUCGUUAUUAUUUUUCUUGUUGUCAAUUUCCUGCCCAGCUCGAUACAGAAAAGGAUUUAUGGAGUCAAUGCUCAAUCUCCAGCCUUAGAUAUUGUUCAAACAUUUUUUGGAAUCUCAAAGACAAAAAGUCCAAUUGAGAAUGCACCACGAAUUAUUUUGAUAUUUUUCUUAUUUUUCUGUCUUGUGAUUCGGACUGCAUAUCAAGGAGUUUCAUUUGACUUUCUUACGACUGAAAUGAGGAAGAAGCCAAUCGAUAGCAUUGAGAAACUUGUUAUUAAGAACUUUACAAUUGUUACAGUAAAAUCUGCAGGAUAUGCACUUGAUGACAACAUAUACACGAUGAUUGGAGAGGAUCGAAGAAAUCACAUAAUUUGGAAGACAGACCUUGAAAUUGUAGACUUUUACAGAAACAAUAUUAAAAAUGCUUCAGCAAAGCUAGCUUUUUACAUGCAAGAUACAUUUUUUGAUGUCCUGCAUUGUCUAACCAAAGGAACUCAAGGAGUUUACCUUAAACAAAUUUUAUUCUCAUAUCCAAUCGGAUUUGGAACUUUCCAGAAUCAUUUCAUGACUGUCUUAAUUGAAGAAACUUUACAACUUAUAAUACCUGCUGGAAUUCCUCAAUUCCUCUUUGAGUAUUACCAUUGGCUUAGCUACAGAAAGAAUUUUGUAAAGCCUAAGAUUGGACCAAAUGUUUUAUGCAUGAAUGAUCUUCUGUUCGGAUUUGUGUUGUGGGCUGCUGCCUGUGGAAUAUCUGCAGCUAUUUUUUGUGCUGAAGUUAUUGGACGCUGGUUAAAGGAUAAAACCAGGAAAUAUGUUGGAUUUAUUACAUUUGUUAAUAUUUUUGAGCAGGGAUUGUUAAGAAGCCACUAA
Chironomus riparius is the source of this 3387-nucleotide messenger RNA. Lineage: Eukaryota; Metazoa; Arthropoda; Insecta; Diptera; Chironomidae. The record is from the annotation of a GenBank genome assembly.